Messenger RNA from Anopheles funestus (African malaria mosquito), 1843 nucleotides. It is a transcript of the gene Tmx3, whose product is annotated as protein disulfide-isomerase TMX3. NCBI's taxonomy places the organism in Eukaryota, Metazoa, Arthropoda, Insecta, Diptera, Culicidae. Gene Ontology annotation, biological process: peptidyl-cysteine oxidation. Gene Ontology annotation, cellular component: endoplasmic reticulum. The coding region runs from base 157 to 1443 and encodes 428 amino acids. Gene Ontology annotation, molecular function: protein disulfide isomerase activity. The transcript is spliced from 3 exons. The record is from RefSeq and is a predicted model, not a curated record.
CGCUUGCAUUUCCAUCAUCUGUAUUUGCAAUUGUUGAGAAAAUAGAGUAUAUUAUUGUUUAUCACUAUCUUUGCCUCGUUGCCAUGUCCACUUUUUAAAGAGUAAAACAGCUCAUCUGCCUUUCUGGCUACGUACAUCUAAAUUGAACAGUACAAAAUGUACACGCUGUGGAAAUUACUGAUUUCUCUAUUCCUUUGCAUAACAUUGGUCAACAGUUCCCGUGUGCUAGAACUAAGCGAUCGGUUUUUGGACGUUCGGAAUGAAGGCCAAUGGUUUGUGAUGUUUUAUGCGCCUUGGUGCGCCCACUGCAAAAAGCUCGAACCGGUGUGGGCUCUCGUCGCACAGGCACUGUACAACACGAACAUUCGUGUGGGACGUGUUGAUUGCACAAGAUUUACUGCUGUAGCUCAGCAUUUUAAAGUCAAUGCAUACCCGACGAUAAUUUUCGUCAAAGGGCCCUACGAUUAUGUGUAUAAUGGCGAUCGUUCUAAGGAAGAAUUGAUUCACUUCGUCAAUCGGAUGUCCGGUCCACCGGUGCAGCUAGUUACGCGAGCGGACAGUAUCGACAUACUGAAGUCGAAUAAUCCUAUCUUUUUCACCUAUGUCGGUAAGCAGUCCGGGUUGCUGUGGGACGUGUUUUACAGUGCGGCCGAAUCGUACCAGGCGCAUGGCUAUUUCUAUGCCACCUCGGUCGAAAUCGCUAAACGGCAUUUUGACGUUGACACUGUACCAUCGGCACUGGUGUAUAAGGAGCGCAGUCACUACUAUUUCCCCUACUCGGACAACUUUGAGCGGAUCGAACCGGCACACCUCAAUGAAACACUGUACCGAUGGGUGAACGAAGAGCGUUUUGCUACCUUUCCAAAGGUAACGCGCAGCAAUAUUCAUCACCUAGUGCAAACCCAGAAAUACCUCGUACUGGCCGUGGUGGAGGAAAACAAGCUGAGCGAAAUAGCAGCGCACGAGCAGGAGUUUCGCGACAUGGUGGAGAUUUUCGUGCACAAAAACAAACACAAAUAUCACGGCCGGUUCCAGUUCGGUUGGGUCGGAACACCGGAACUAGCACGCUCGAUCGCUAUGGAUAGUUUGCCAACGCCUCAUCUGCUGGUGCUGAAUGCUUCCACCAAUGAGCAUCACAUCCCAGAGGAUGAUCCACUGCAGCUGACACCGGAAGCAAUCGAAAUCUUCCUCGACAGCAUUCACAACCAAACGGCACCAACAUUUGGUGGCAAUUCGCUACCGGUGCGCAUUUACCGUGCGUGGUUCGAGGCUAAAACUUCGCUGUACGAGAUGUGGAUCGGGAACCCGGUGCUUACGACGGUGCUGUUUGGUCUUCCGCUUGGCUUCCUAUCGCUCAUCAUGUAUUCCAUCUGCUGUGCCGACAUUCUCGAUGCGGAAGAGGAGGACGAUGGUGCCGAUCAGCGACAUGAGAAAAAGGAGUAAGGGAAGCAUUCCUCUUGUGACGCCAAAUCCAUGACACAGCUAGGAGGCGAACGUUAGGACGGAGGACAGUUUCCCCGAGUGGAAAGUCUUCUCACACCUUUGUCUAGUCAUACAGUUUUGAUUUCUUCGAUAUAAUUAUUAACUGUCCAUUCCCGACGGCUCGUUGGCGUUUCCCGCGAAUUGCGAAGCGUCGCCAAUGACUUACUACACUUAGGUAAAAGGUAAUAGGAUCAUUUUAGACAAUUUUUAACUCCCGCAACAACUAACUGCUGCCCACAGUUCGGCGGGUGUUUCGUACGUGUUUAUGUGUGCGUGUGUGUAUGUGUGUCCGAUGUUUAGAAUGUUCUCUUUUUUAGCAAUGAAUGAAUCGGAAGAGAAACUCUUAAUUUUUACCCAAGAA